This is a messenger RNA of Cladocopium goreaui, 742 nucleotides long. The record is from the annotation of a GenBank genome assembly. Lineage: Eukaryota; Dinophyceae; Suessiales; Symbiodiniaceae.
GGCAAUCCGUCGCAAGGGCAUCCAGGCGCUUCGGCAAUGCGUUGAUGCCGAGGAGCUCCUGAGCUUCCCACGGCGCCCCAAUGGAAUUGCUUUGAUGCUGAAGCAGAGCCUUUUUGAGAGGCUUCUCUCUGGAAAGACACAGCUCUCGAGUUUUCCAGCCUCUGAUGUUUCUGCGGCUCAGGGUGACCUACGUCAUCUGAGUCUGGAACAACUUUUGGCUCUUCAUUCCACUCAAGGUGAAGCACCAACAAGCUCAGCCGGCACUGCAAUGUCAGCCUUCUGGAACUCUUUGGAGACAUCCAUGGUGGAAAGAUUGGCUGCACGGCUACAACGGAGCAAUGAGAUAGCAAAUCUGGUGCUGCUCAUCUAUGGUGCACAUCAGAGUUUGGCUGGCGCAUUGCCAUCUGCGGAGCAUUGGUUGCUGGAGAAAGAUGUUCUGCUAUUUUUGCCGAAGUGUGAACUUCGGCCUUUAGAUGAGCACAUUGCCGCCUAUUGCCACAGCUACCUCAUCAAGAUCCUUUGCCAAGAGUUAUCCAAGAACCUGAUGCAAAGCGAGGCUGCAGCUACGGUGCCUCCACAGAGAAGGCGACUCCACUGGGAGGUGCAGCUUUGCGAAAGGCCAAAUGAUUUCAAGGAAAAGCUUCGAGGGUCAUUGAGGGCUCCACGACCUGCGCCUCGUGGCCAAAGGGCCGGCUAUCCAGCCGCGCCAAAGGCGCAGAAGUUCCUGGUGUGGGCGGUUCAA